AUGCAUGAUAUGAGAUACCAAAAUGUUACAUUCGCAGGAACCACGUUGGAGCUCAUUAAAGCAUUGUAUGAACCACACCAAUGGCCAGGCUUACGUGGUCAUGUGGCCGGCUUAUUGACUUUCACCACAGACAAGAUUGGAUGGGACAUUAGUUAUGAGGAACCGAGCUCUAACAUUGGAGCCACAGAGAUUGCUAAGAGUGUCAUCUUGGGUGAUAGACUGCAGUCUUACGUGGCUCAUGGUGCACCAGAUUGGCUUCGAAGUUUUUUUGAGAGCGAGAAAACCUGA
Molecule: messenger RNA, 288 nt
Organism: Microthlaspi erraticum
Lineage: Eukaryota; Viridiplantae; Streptophyta; Magnoliopsida; Brassicales; Brassicaceae
Source: the annotation of a GenBank genome assembly